GUCGUCCGCCGCCGCCGAAGGACGGAAGGAGAAGAGGGUACGGCCGUCUCCUCGCCCCCAUGGCCCACGAGAAGAAGCUGUCCAACCCGAUGCGGGAGAUCAAGGUGCAGAAGCUCGUCCUCAAUAUCUCCGUCGGGGAGAGCGGCGACCGUCUCACCCGCGCCGCAAAGGUGCUCGAGCAGCUCAGCGGCCAGACCCCCGUCUUCUCCAAGGCGAGGUACACGGUGCGGUCGUUCGGCAUCCGGCGUAACGAGAAGAUCGCCUGCUACGUCACGGUGAGGGGCGAGAAGGCCAUGCAGCUGCUUGAGAGCGGCCUCAAGGUCAAGGAGUACGAGCUGCUCAGGAGGAACUUCAGCGACACCGGGUGCUUUGGUUUCGGCAUCCAGGAGCACAUCGACCUUGGUAUCAAGUACGAUCCUUCAACAGGCAUCUACGGAAUGGACUUCUACGUCGUGCUGGAGCGUGCGGGCUACCGUGUGGCACGCCGCAGGAGGUGCAAGUCCCGCGUCGGGAUUCAGCACAGGGUGACCAAGGAGGACUCCAUGAAGUGGUUCCAGGUCAAGUACGAAGGCGUCAUCCUCAACAAGGCUCAGGCCAACACGUUGUAAACCUCACCUGUGGGCAAAACAGCUCUCUGGUCUCUUCUCCUCCUCCGUGUCAACGCAAGACCACCACCCACCUCGCCAGGCUUUUUUGGGUUUAAUUUGUGUUCUCAGCCCUGAUGUUUAGUCUGCUAGCACUCUGUGGGUGCUGUUGUCGCAAGAUCACCACCAUGUCAAUUAUUUCCGUGCCCUUGUCGCACUCUGUGUGCUGUUGCUUGAAAACAUGCUAGUUUGAUCUCCCUAGCGCAGCUUGUGAUCUGGCUUUUUUGUUUGGUUA
Molecule: messenger RNA, 879 nt
Organism: Zea mays
Lineage: Eukaryota; Viridiplantae; Streptophyta; Magnoliopsida; Poales; Poaceae
Product: 60S ribosomal protein L11-1
Exons: 4
Coding region: 60-608 (182 amino acids)
Biological process (GO): translation
Cellular component (GO): ribosome
Molecular function (GO): structural constituent of ribosome
Source: RefSeq, marked validated